AUGGACUCCAACCAUCACAGAUCUGCAGAAACCUUCAUCUUUCAUAAAAACCUCAAAGUCCUGUCUGACAUGGGUCUGGCCCUGUGCAGACAGUCUCACAGCCACACGGCCAAAGUGGUUCUAGUGGGCCUGGACGGGGCGGGGAAGUCCACCCUCCUCCACCGCCUUCUUAGGGGCGAGCUGGCAUACACCACCCCCACCGUAGGCUUCAACGUGGGCUCGCUGGAGCUGGACUCUGGCCCGGAGCUGACCGUGUGGGACUUAGGGGGCCAGGGGGGAGACCACAUGGAGGAAUGCGAUGCCCUGCUGUUUAUGGUGGACGGGGUAGAGCAGGUACGGACUGGGGAGGCUAGGGCGGCGUUGGGGAGAGUGCUGGGGGAUGAGAGGGUGAGGGGAGUCCCCCUAAUGGUGCUGGUUAAUAAGAUGGACCUCCCAGAGGCGAUGGGGCUCCAGGAGGGGACGGCGCUCACAACGGCCUGGGUGGGGCUGGAGCAGUGCUGGGAUAGAGACUGGGAGGUGCAGGGAUGCAGCGCUCACAACGGCCUGGGGCUCCAAGAGGCCCUGGACUCUUUGGCCACACUCUUCAGAAAGCGCUGA
Oncorhynchus gorbuscha (pink salmon) is the source of this 597-nucleotide messenger RNA. Its product is annotated as ADP-ribosylation factor-like protein 11. Lineage: Eukaryota; Metazoa; Chordata; Actinopteri; Salmoniformes; Salmonidae. Gene Ontology annotation, biological process: intracellular protein transport; vesicle-mediated transport. The transcript has 2 exons. Gene Ontology annotation, cellular component: cytoplasm. The record is from RefSeq and is a predicted model, not a curated record. Gene Ontology annotation, molecular function: GTPase activity; GTP binding. Bases 1 to 597 code for a protein of 198 amino acids.